Messenger RNA from Mercurialis annua (annual mercury), 1080 nucleotides. Its product is annotated as reticulon-like protein B1. The transcript has 5 exons. The record is from RefSeq and is a predicted model, not a curated record. Lineage: Eukaryota; Viridiplantae; Streptophyta; Magnoliopsida; Malpighiales; Euphorbiaceae. Bases 127 to 900 code for a protein of 257 amino acids.
UACAUACAGAGACAGUGCGGAGUGUGCUUUCUAAAUUAACUAAAAAAAUUAAGAAAGAGGUUUUUCUUGAAGUUUCGCGUCAUAUCUCGAUUCGAAACGUUUCUAGGGUUUUUGAGGUUUUAAACGAUGGCUGAGCACGAGGAACCAAAGGGAGAAUCGUUGAUGGAUAAGAUAUCGGAGAAGAUCCACGGUCACGAUUCGUCUUCUUCGUCGGAUUCCGAUAACGACGAGAAAUCCAAAGUGAAAUCUCCGUCUUCUCCCUCGUCUGUCAAAUCUAAGAUUUAUCGUCUAUUUGGCCGUGAAAAGCCUGUUCACCAUGUCCUCGGUGGCGGCAAACCUGCCGACAUUUUUCUGUGGAAGAAUAAGAAGGUAUCAGCCGGAGUGCUCGGUGCAGCAACUGCUAUAUGGGUUCUCUUUGAGUUGAUUGAGUAUCAUCUUCUUACUUUACUUUGCCAUGGAUCCAUCCUUGCUCUUGCAGUACUUUUCUUGUGGUCCAACGCCUCCACUUUCAUUAAUAAGAGCCCUCCACGUAUCCCAGAAAUUCACAUCCCUGAGGAGCCUGUUCUUCAGAUUGCAGCUGCACUUAGGAUGGAGAUCAAUUGGGCUUUUGAUAUCCUGCGGGACAUUGCAUCAGGAAGGGAUCUCAAGAAGUUUCUCUCCGUUAUAGCUGGCUUAUGGGUCUUGUCUAUUGUGGGAAGUUGGUGCAAUUUCCUGACCUUAUUCUAUAUUGCUUUUGUGUUGCUGCACACAGUGCCUGUUUUCUACGAGAAGUAUGAUGACAAGGUUGAUGCAUUUGCCGAGAAGGCAAUGAUUGAAUUCAAGAAGCAAUAUGCUGUUUUUGAUGCUAAGGUUUUAAGUAAGAUUCCCAAGGGGCCAUUGAAGGACAAGAAGAAGGCUUAGAAAAUGUUUGCUUGUGCUGUUACUAGCUUCUGACAAAAUUGGUAGUUUGUAUUUCUGUGAAAUUGUGAAACUGUCCGGAGUAUUUUAUCAUCGAUCCCUCUUCUUCUUUUGGAUUCUUAGGUUGUUGGGUUCAUAAUGUGGAUGAAUAUGGAAUUUUUAUACAGCUUUUGUCCCUUAUAA